Molecule: messenger RNA, 879 nt
Organism: Rotaria socialis
Lineage: Eukaryota; Metazoa; Rotifera; Eurotatoria; Philodinida; Philodinidae
Source: the annotation of a GenBank genome assembly
AUGGCAUCAAAAAAGCUCAUUCCACAAUUACUUUCAUGUCAAGCAUUAAAAGAUCUUCUUCAAAUUUCACCACAACCAGUUGCAGUACUCGAAGCAGAUCUCAGUAAGCAAAUUAAAGCUGACUUUGAUGCAGGCCAUAUUCCGACAGCUCAUUAUUUUGAUCAACUUGAAUAUACAACGCCAACAGCAUUCCUUCCGCGUGGUCUGCCUGAUGUAAAAAGUUUCGAAGAUCAUCUAACACGUUUAGGAAUUUCCAAUGAAGAUCAUAUUGUGUUGUAUGAUCGUUCACCAUCGGGAUUCUUUGCUGCUGGCCGUGCUUGGUUUUUAUUUAAAACCUAUGGUAUGGAAAAUUUGUCGAUUCUCAAUGGUGGCUAUCAUGCAUGGGUCAGAGAAACCAAUGAAAUUGCAACAUCGGAGACGAAAGUUUCGAAAGAUGAGACGAAAAAGUUUACUGUCAAAUUAAACGAACAAAUGAUAAGAUAUUUCGAUCAAAUGAUGUCAAAUCUUUCGUUGGACAUUCAUAGCGAUCAACGUGUACAAGUUGUUGAUGCAAGACCACCCAACCUAUUCAAUGGUACCGAGGCGGGCCAUAUGCCUAAUGCCUUACAUUUACCUUACGGAACCUUAUUCGAUCAAGCAAAUCAAUAUUUGAAAUCAAACGAACAACUCGCAGAAAUGUUUAAAAAAGCUGGUGUUGACCUAUCAAAACCAGCGAUUUAUACAUGUCAAGGUGGCAUCACAGCCAGUGUUUUGGCUUUUAUUGCUGAUUUACUCGGCCAAAAAGAACACGCUGUUUACAUGGGUGCGUUUAUCGAAUGGCAACAACGAGCACCAGCUGAUAAGAUCAUCAAAGGCGAUAUCAAACCAGCAGCUAAUUGA